Molecule: messenger RNA, 4743 nt
Organism: Sebastes umbrosus (honeycomb rockfish)
Lineage: Eukaryota; Metazoa; Chordata; Actinopteri; Perciformes; Sebastidae
Gene: tnpo2b
Product: transportin-2
Exons: 24
Coding region: 388-3063 (891 amino acids)
Biological process (GO): protein import into nucleus
Cellular component (GO): cytoplasm; nucleus
Molecular function (GO): small GTPase binding; nuclear import signal receptor activity
Source: RefSeq, a predicted model, not a curated record
AUGUCUAUUGUUCACAGAUCUGAAAUAUGUGACUCAUCUUUAGUUAACUAAGUUUGAGAGAACAGCAAACACUGAUAUACUGACACUGUGUCCAGGCUGUCUAAUAGAUGAUAAACUCAGUAUAGCUGACUCUCCUCACUACACAGGUCAACCCUGCCAGACGGUCUGUCCAGUACGGAAGCCGAACAUGAUCAGACUGAUUACCCGGCUUGAUUGCAAGGCAUGCAAUCUCUGUCUCAUACCAGCUAGCAUAGCAACCAAACACAUCUACAGAGAGUCCGCUAUUCAGCUACACACACACACAUCGCAGUCACACUGUAUUUAAUGUUAGUCGUCACAGUGUAACGAUAGGAAUAUAGAUAUAUCUACCGCACCGGAGUGACCAGGAUGGAGUGGCAGCCAGAUGAACAGGGUCUGCAGCAAGUGCUUCAGCUACUCAAGGACUCCCAGUCGCCAGACACAGCAACGCAGAGAGCUGUGCAAGAAAAACUGGAGCAACUCAACCAGUUUCCAGAUUUCAACAACUAUCUCAUCUUUGUCCUCACGAGCCUCAAAUCUGAGGACGAGCCCACUCGCUCCCUGAGCGGUCUGAUACUGAAGAACAAUGUCAAGGCUCACUACCAGAACUUCCCUCCCAAUGUGGCUGACUUCAUCAAACGAGAAUGCCUCAACAACAUCGGAGACCCUUCACCGCUUAUCAGGGCUACGAUCGGUAUCCUGAUCACGACCAUAGCCUCUAAAGGAGAGCUGCAGACCUGGCCGGAGCUGUUGCCUCAGCUCUGUAAUCUGCUCAACUCAGACGACUAUAACACCUGCGAGGGUUCUUUUGGAGCAUUGCAGAAGAUUUGCGAAGAUUCGUCGGAGUUGUUGGAUAGUGAUGCUCUGAACAGACCCCUCAACAUCAUGAUCCCAAAGUUCCUACAGUUUUUCAAGCACUGCAGCCCCAAGAUCAGGUCCCAUGCUAUAGCGUGUGUGAACCAGUUCAUCAUUGGUCGAGCUCAGGCUCUGAUGGAUAACAUUGACACCUUCAUUGAGAGUCUUUUUGCACUGGCUGGUGACGAAGACUGUGAAGUGCGGAAGAACGUAUGCAGGGCUCUGGUCAUGCUGCUGGAAGUCCGCAUCGACCGCCUCAUCCCACACAUGCACAGCAUCAUCCAGUACAUGCUGCAGCGGACCCAAGACCCAGAUGAGAACGUGGCUCUGGAGGCCUGUGAGUUCUGGCUGACUCUGGCUGAACAGCCCAUCUGUAAAGAGGCCCUGUCCGGCCACCUGGUCCAACUGAUCCCUAUCCUGGUGAAUGGGAUGAAAUACUCUGAGAUUGACAUCAUUCUUCUAAAGGGCGACGUUGAAGAGGAUGAAGCGGUUCCUGACAGCGAGCAAGACAUCAAGCCUCGCUUCCACAAGUCCCGCACCGUCACCCUGCAGCACGAAGGAGGGGAGGGCGAGGAGGGGGAGGACAUCGAUGAAGACGAGGACGACGAUGAUGAUACUCUGUCUGAUUGGAACCUACGGAAGUGUUCGGCCGCGGCUCUGGACGUUCUUGCCAACGUGUUUCGUGAGGAGUUGCUUCCCCAUCUCCUGCCCCUGCUCAAAGGACUGCUGUUCCACCCUGACUGGGUCAUCAAGGAGUCUGGCAUCCUAGUGCUGGGAGCCAUCGCAGAGGGUUGUAUGCAAGGCAUGGUACCUUACUUGCCCGAGCUCAUCCCCCACCUCAUCCAGUGUUUGUGCGACAAGAAGGCCCUGGUCCGCUCCAUCGCCUGCUGGACCCUCAGCCGCUACGCCCACUGGGUGGUCAGCCAGCCCCCUGACGCUCACCUAAAACCCCUCAUGACUGAGCUGCUCAAACGCAUCCUGGAUGGCAACAAGAGGGUACAGGAAGCAGCUUGCAGCGCGUUUGCCACCCUGGAGGAGGAGGCAUGUACGGAGCUGGUGCCUUACCUGAGCUUCAUCCUGGACACGCUGGUUUUUGCUUUUGGGAAGUACCAGCACAAGAACCUGCUCAUCCUCUACGAUGCUAUAGGAACACUGGCGGACUCAGUGGGACACCAUCUCAACCAGCCCGAGUACAUCCAGAAGCUGAUGCCUCCGCUGAUAGCCAAGUGGAACGAGCUGAAGGACGAAGACAAAGAUCUCUUCCCUCUACUUGAGUGUCUGUCGUCCGUUGCCACGGCACUGCAGAGCGGCUUCCUCCCCUACUGCGAGCCCGUCUACCAGCGCUGCGUCACCCUGGUCCAGAAGACACUGGCUCAGGCCAUGAUGUACAGUCAGCAGCCUGACCAGUACGAAGCACCCGACAAGGACUUCAUGAUCGUGGCUUUGGAUCUUUUAAGCGGCUUAGCUGAGGGACUGGGGGGCCACGUGGACACGCUUGUGGCCCGCAGUAACAUCAUGACGCUGCUUUUCCAGUGCAUGCAGUCCCAGGAUACGAUGCCUGAAGUAAGACAGAGCUCAUUUGCUCUGCUGGGGGACUUGACCAAGGCUUGCUUCCCUCAUGUCAAACCGUGUAUUGCUGAAUUCAUGCCAAUCCUCGGGACAAAUCUGAACCCGGAGUUCAUCUCUGUCUGCAACAAUGCUACCUGGGCCAUAGGAGAGAUCUGUAUGCAGAUGGGAGUGGAGAUGCAGCCGUACAUCGCCAUGGUUCUGAACCAGCUGGUUGAGAUUAUUAAUCGACCCAACACCCCCAAGACCCUGCUGGAGAACACCGCAAUCACCAUCGGUCGACUGGGCUACGUGUGUCCUCAGGAGGUGGCGCCCAUGCUGCCGCAGUUUAUCCGACCCUGGUGUACGUCCCUGCGGAACAUCAGAGACAACGAGGAGAAAGACUCCGCCUUUCGCGGGAUCUGCAUGAUGAUCGGUGUGAACCCAGGAGGAGUUGUGCAGGACUUCAUCUUCUUCUGUGACGCGGUGGCCUCCUGGGUGAAUCCUAAAGACGAUUUGAGAGACAUGUUCUAUAAGAUCCUGCACGGUUUUAAGGAGCAGGUUGGGGAGGAGAACUGGCAGCAGUUCUCAGAGCAGUUCCCCCCACUGCUGAAGGAGAGACUGGCAGCGUGCUAUGGCGUUUAGAUUCUCUACACCCACCCAUAAGGUGAACCAGCAGGAGGAGGGUGAAUGGGAAACUCAUCCAUCUGUGUAUUGCACUGCCCUGAUCUGGGGGGAGGGAGAGGGACGCUAUUGGCCGCUCCCCCUGACGGACGGCCCCCACGCCCUAUGUGUUUGUCCAUAGAGGGAGGGUGGGCGGGUGGGAGGGUGGGAAAGAGGGACACCUCUAGAUUAACUAGGCAGGGACCCGACACAGAAAAACUAACUGGUAGGGACAGAUAGAGAGAAGGACACGGAGGAGAGACGGAGGGAAAGACAAGUUGGAAAAAGAGAGAGAGCGACAGAGAGAAAGUUCAGGGAAAAGAGCGGGAGGGGAAUCAGUCACACAGCAAGGAAAAAGAGCCACAGAAAGGUCUGUUACUGGGAGGACAGGGACAGUUGAGAUUUUAAUGGGAUUCUUAAACUCGAGACCGACCGAGACAGACCAACAUCGACUCACACACAUACACUUUGCACAUGCAGUACAUGGAAACUGACUGUGGGUGGCACUACUAUCAUUUAGACUUUUUUGAGACCUACUACAUGUAGUUAGGGACAGACAAGACAGGGGUCUAAACUCUGUUCGUUUUCUGGGUGAUAUCUUUCUUUUUCCGGGGAAAUAGGAUUCAAUAUGAAUUACUUCAUCCGUAGUCACUGAAUUCUACUUAGCUGUAAGAUAACCUCGCUAUCUGUGUUUCCUACCUUUCAUUUUGACCAGAGUGCUGCUUCACAGAGCUAUCCAUUUGUCAGACAUAUUCCUAUCACAUUUUCUACCUGAUCAAAAAAAAAGGAGAAAGAGAGAGAGAGAGAGAAAAACAAAAACAAGAGCAAGUGUCUUUCCUCGUGGCUUCACAGAAACCAUUCCUCUAGGAAGGGAGGAUUAGGGCUAACACAUUAGUUUCCUCACCAGAGGGGAGGAAAUCGUAGAAAGAAAAAUCACAUCCUUAGUUGUCCUCUUUGAGGUUUUGUGUGCGUAUAUGUGUGUGCGUGUGUGUGUGUGUGUGUGUGCGCGAGCGUGCAUGUCCAGUUUGUAAAUCCUCACUUCGGCAUUCUGUGUUAACAGUGUGUGAAAUAUGUAUUGUUUUUGAUAUGGUACCGAGCUAAAACUUGACUCCCACCGCAAUGUCCUUGGCACCUGUUAACUGUGACCAAGUGUUUGUGUGUAUGUGUGUGUGUGUGUGUGUGUGUGUGUGUUUGCGUGCAAGAGUGAGCGUGCGUACAUGUUUAUGUCUACAUUCGUACUGAUAUCCGUUUGAUGCCAUAUUGAUAUCUUAAGUAAAACAGUGAUUGGCAAUGUCAUUGUGAUCUUUAUAAUGUUUUAAAAAUGGUCCAUAUUCUUUUUUUUGUUUUGUUUUUGCUGCUACUGAUAAUUUUUGUUUAUAGUGAACUUAAAUUCGCACAAUUAACGCAAAAAAAAAAAUAUUGGAAUUAAUGCUAUUUUCAGUGACUGUUGAGUUGUUUUUGCACUUUUUAUUUUAUUUUACCUUUUUUUUCUUUUUGUUAUUUUUUGUAUGGACUUUUUUUUAACCUCACCCAUAUGAUAUGUCUUGACCCCUAAUGUCGGCGUUUUGUCAUACUGUGUUGCACUGUGAAAUUAAGUGUCUUUGACUGGCAAAAAUAUUCCAAUACUAAAUGGCAAAUAAAAACAACUCUGUGAAACUGGGA